AUGUUCCUCAGUUUAACAGGAGUCUUUAUCAUUUCCUUAUGUUUCAGUUUUCUUCGGAUCUUUCAGAUUGUGUCGUCCGGGGAAGCUAUUAGGGAAGCUUUUCUUCCUGUUAUAUUUAUAUUUGCUAAUAUCAUGUAUUUGUUCAUAUGUAACUUUUUUGGACAAAGUAUCAUAGAUCAUAAUAGUCAAGUUUUCAUUACCGCAUACAGCGUUCAAUGGUAUGUAGCGCCUUUGCACAUCCAAAGAAUGAUACUCUUCUUAUUACUAAAAGGCGCCAAAGAUUUUACUAUAAUUGUUGGUGGAAUAUUGGUUUCAUCCAUCGAAUGUUUUGCUACGCUCAUAAAGGCCUCGGUAUCUUAUUUUACUGUCAUAUAUUCUACACAGUGA
Mycetomoellerius zeteki is the source of this 387-nucleotide messenger RNA. Its product is annotated as odorant receptor 49b-like. Gene Ontology annotation, biological process: sensory perception of smell; detection of chemical stimulus involved in sensory perception of smell. Gene Ontology annotation, molecular function: olfactory receptor activity; odorant binding. The transcript has 4 exons. Gene Ontology annotation, cellular component: plasma membrane. Lineage: Eukaryota; Metazoa; Arthropoda; Insecta; Hymenoptera; Formicidae. The coding region runs from base 1 to 387 and encodes 128 amino acids. The record is from RefSeq and is a predicted model, not a curated record.